Messenger RNA from Dendronephthya gigantea, 1879 nucleotides. RefSeq lists its product as uncharacterized. The record is from RefSeq and is a predicted model, not a curated record. Gene Ontology annotation, cellular component: Golgi membrane. NCBI's taxonomy places the organism in Eukaryota, Metazoa, Cnidaria, Anthozoa, Malacalcyonacea, Nephtheidae. The transcript has 2 exons. Gene Ontology annotation, molecular function: glycosyltransferase activity. Gene Ontology annotation, biological process: protein N-linked glycosylation. The coding region runs from base 25 to 1557 and encodes 510 amino acids.
AAUUCCGUUUCCCAAAGAUAUUCAAUGAAGGCAAGUCAGUAUCGAAAGAUAUAUUACCGUUUUUGUAAUAUCAAACGAAGAUACUCGAUAUUUUUUAUCAUAAUUGGUAUCAUUUUAUUUUCGAUAUAUUUCCGACAACAUCGCAAGCACAACGUGUCAUCAAUAACAAAGAACAGUCGGUUUAUAAAUGGCUUUCCCAUGGCCAUGAUCUUCAAGUCGGAUGAAAAAGAAAUAGCUGUUAAGGAUAACUACUAUCUGGUAACUGCUAUAAGUUCGCAUGAAUUUAUCUGGCUGUUGAAAUUCGUCGAUACGUUAUUCAGUCAUGGUGGUGAACUUGAAUUGAUAGUAUGGAGCUUAGAUCUUCGCGAUUGCGAGUUUAAUUACGUGAAAAAUCUAAAUACUCCAUUUCGAAUACAUUUACACCGUUUUCCAUAUCAUUUUCACCCACUGCAUAUACGAUACUACCAUUUAAAUGCAAUAAAACCAAUCGUUUUGGAAUCUGCCUCUCUUACGUAUGGUGAAAUUAUUUGGAUAGAACCUUCUGUCAAAUUACCUUUACAACUGGAUAGUAUUAUUGAAAUCCUCAGCGACAAAAGUUUUAUUGCAGCGAGUAGUUCCAAUCCAUCGGAUGCAGGACAUUGUCAGACCUAUGCCAUCGGCGUGAAUUACAUUCGGUCUAAAACCCUAAUCGAAGCAUGGGCACAAUGCGCGAGAAACCGUUCGUGCAUCGCAGCAGCAUUGAACCGGCGUACAGGUCAUCAAUCUGUGAUAGAUAUGUUCUUUGAGAAACGCAGAAAAGACAUGAAACUUCCUUGUACGGUAUUUAAUACUAAAGCAGUAGAAAUUAAAACUGAUGGAGUUCUAAAACAAUGGGAAAGCAACAAAGAAGCCCGCUGCAAACAACACAAAGUUUGUGUUUUAACAGGAAGUCAUAGAACGCACGGAUGCUUAACUCCACAACUGGCUCGUCUUCGCCAGAAUAAACGGAAGUAUACCGAUCACCAUGGUUAUGUUUAUAUUGAAGAGGCGUUCGGGUUUCAUCGAAAUGCUCCCUGUCACAGAGUCUGGGAUAAAGUUCAUGCAAUUCUCAAACACUUGGCUGAAUGUAGGUUGCUGUUUUGGGUCGAUACGGACGCAAUUUUCUUGGAUAUGGACAGAACAUUAGAAUCUUUCUUUGAUGCUUAUCUGGGAAAAGAAUUUUUAGUAAGUUGGCCACGCACGGAUCGGAUGUUAAAUGCAGGUGUAUUGCUUAUGCGUAAUACGCCUACCAUGCACGAGUUUUUUCAAAAUAUAACAAAUGGAAAAACUUGGAAAAAUGACUGGUGUUCUCAUAGUAAGUUCGAGCAAGCCGCUAUCAGAGAUCAAUUGGAUAGUGGAAGUAUGGAUGGGAGAUUUGCAGUGGAACGCAGUAAUAUGUUACAAACGCUUUGCAGUUUUCGCAAUAAAGAAUGUGCUGUGACUAAGAAGGACUUUAUUGCCCAUUUUGCACCCCCAGACUGUCCGAAGUUACAUGACCUUGUUAAAACGUUCUUGGACGAUAACCAAAGUUUGAUAUGAUAAUGAUUUUCUCAUGAUAAGAACAUUUAAAGUAGCACAUUGAAUUGAGAUUUUGAGAUUUAUUAUUUUUUUGAAAACCGAGACUACCUAUUAGACUAUAAUCAAUCAACGACUUUGUCAUUAAAAGUGAAAGUAUACUCAAAGAAAAUAAAUUAGUAUACAACUGAUAAUUACGGCCCUGUUACCAUAUAUGCCUGUUACACGAUGCAUCUUGUUUGAUAUCAGAUGCCUCACAACGAUUGUACCAACUAUAAUGUAUUACAAUACUGAGCUAUCUAUAUAGUCGAGAGUGAAAUUGGAGUAUAUGUUACAAUUAAAUAUA